AUGAGGCAAAGGGUAACAAUUUACUACCCAAAGCUAAGUGAAACAAACCUCAUACAGUUUGUCAAUAACACAAACUUACAAGUAAAAGCCCCGCCCAAUGAUUCGUUCAUUGUGGAAAAUAAAUAUACAGUCCCUUUAACCAAUCCAUGGAGAUAUAUCUGUCAAUUGCGUAUUCAGUCCAAGGCCAAUGAUGCUGUGACCAAUGAAGUGUUCCCAUUUGAGUUUUCUACCGGGUUGAAUAUCUACAUAUUGCCCAAAAACACCAUUAACAAUGAUGACAAUGUUGAGUUUUUUCAAGAGGUCCAAGACGUAUUGUGGCACUUGUUGGGAAUUGAAAUUGACGAGAACAAGUGGACAACAAACUUCAACUCGUUGUAUUACUAUGACACUAAGCCAGGUAGAUUAAACUGCACUUUUUUUCAACAACAACAACAACAACAACAACUAUUUGAUGACGAAACCUUUGAUUUGGUAUAUGUCGAUAACAUCCCUAAUCAAAUCAUCAUUCGUCUGUUGGAGAGCAAAGCCGAUCAAGUAGGAUAUGAGUUGGAGACCAACAUAUACAAGGAAAUAGGGUUAUUUGCUAAAGACGAGAAAAUUUCAACAAGCAAGGACGAUAUAGUCUUGAGUGGAAUGAGAGUAAUAUUGGAUGGUACUGUGGGUGGUGAUAGAGAGCUGGAAAAUAAACACAAGACCUUGUUUCAUGUCAAACCUAGACAUCGAUAUUUGGCAAAUUCGGUGAGUUCGUCAAUAGUGCCCUCGGGGCUCCAUCCAGUGCUAGCCACCCAAUUUAUUGGACCCCAGCCAAUUUUAGCAGAUGAGGAUAUCAGAAAAUGCCAACUAUAUUAUUACAUCAACUUGAACAAAUCGUUGAUCUUUGACAAGUAUCAAGACAUUCCGGCAAAUGCAAAAUUGCGAGUUGAUAACGGUAUACAGAAUCUAGAAUUACCAGAAUACAAACUAGAUCAAUGGGGUAGUGAGGUUAUGUUUGAAUUGGGCCAAAAUGAUGAUCACGAUGAUGCCAAUGAUAGUAGUGCGGUACAUUUUCCCGAGAGUUUCAACCUAACACUUCAUUCAAGAUACCAAUUACCAGGAAACAAUCAAUCCUUGUUUACCAAAGUAAUCAAUCCUAGUCCGCAAAUCUUCUAUGCUUGUGCUGUAAAAGAAGCGAGCUUAUUAGAGAAACUGCCUUUUGAUAGUAAGAAGCUUUGUAGGAUUGGUGGCAAUUAUGAAACUUACUUUUCAAACGAGACUGUAUUUUAUCAUUUCAACCAAGUUUUGGGUAAGAGUAACGAAGGACAUUUGAUGGUAGAUGUGCCGCAUGGAAUAACUACGUUUGACAGGAUAAAUUCAUUAACGUUCAUUACAUUGCUAUUUGGAAUUAUCAUCAUCCUUGCAGCUGUUUUCAAGAAGCUAUUCUCCUUUGCGAGCCACGCUGCCACAUUGCAAGCCAAAAAAGAUGAAUAA
Lodderomyces oxycetoniae is the source of this 1467-nucleotide messenger RNA. RefSeq lists its product as uncharacterized. Gene Ontology annotation, molecular function: mannosyltransferase activity. The coding region runs from base 1 to 1467 and encodes 488 amino acids. The record is from RefSeq and is a predicted model, not a curated record. Lineage: Eukaryota; Fungi; Ascomycota; Pichiomycetes; Serinales; Debaryomycetaceae. Gene Ontology annotation, biological process: GPI anchor biosynthetic process. The transcript has a single exon. Gene Ontology annotation, cellular component: glycosylphosphatidylinositol-mannosyltransferase I complex; endoplasmic reticulum membrane.